GUUGAAAUUAAGUUUGUUUGAACUCUCAAACGGCAACCGAAGUAUAUCAGAUGCCGUGCCGUAGCGCGUCCGUUUCCCGCUAAUCUCUGUCAUGCAUAGACUGUCAGCAAUAAAGUUCUGAUCGUUUCGUCGCGACACGCGGGAGGAAGCGAAACGGGCGCGCGCCUUGUUUAUCCGGCAAACGCUUUUUUUUUCACCCGGGUGUCCCGACGACAACAAGACUUGAUCUCGACAAGUGGCGUGUAGUGCACAAUAUUCCUUGAAACAGGAAAGAUUUAUAUAUACAUAUUGCGAGCCGCGAAUUAUGGCCACGAUCAGAGUAUACAAGGAAGACCAGGAGAAUCGGAUUCAUGAUGAUCAUAUGCGUGGCCGUGGCAAAGAGAAUCUCGCUACCGGCGUGAGCACUCAGCAACAAACCAAACGAGCUGUCCUCGGUGUUUUACAACUGCCUAAUAAUAACUGCCAAAAGCCUAAUAUAAAAUCCAAGGAAAUCAACAAGGAUGAGAAACGUAAUAGAACAAAGGUGUAUAAAACUCAAUAUGAGUACAAUUAUGAGAAGAAAGAAGAAUCAGUUUUCAAGGUUUACGAAGACAACAAAAAAGAUGAAUCAAAUAAUAAAUUUCCACCUAUCUUCAAACCUCCAGUCUUCACAAUUUAUGAAGAUGUGUGUGUUUCCAAAUUGGAAGAAGCUACAAGUGUAGCACUCAGAAACUCGAAUGAAAACAAAGAAAUCGUUUAUGAAACCCAACAAACAACUGAAGAAUCUGAUAAAGAACAAGCGAAAUUAAAAGUGGAUAAUGUUGACACCACAAAUAAUUGCAAUCUCGCAGCGAUUCAUGAUAGUCUCGAUGAUAUUUGUCAAGGCAAAUCACAAGAUGAUUCUUACUUGAAAGAUAAUUAUAAAGAUAGUCCCAUGUCUGUGGGUACGUUACUGGAAAAAUCUCUCACAUAUAGUAGUUCUUCCAAUGAAGAGUACAGAACCAGAAGAGCAUCUUUUAAAGAAAUGAGAAAUAGUUACUUUGAGAUAGACGAAUACAGAACUGAUAUACAUAAUUAUUUACGUGUAGCUGAGACAUUACAUAGGCCGAAACCUGGUUACAUGAAGAAACAACCUGAUAUUACAUAUUCAAUGAGAUCUAUAUUGAUAGAUUGGCUUGUGGAAGUAGCUGAAGAAUAUCGAUUACAAGAUGAAACGCUCUACUUGACUGUUUCGUACAUAGAUCGCUUUCUAUCAUACAUGAGUGUUGUAAGAUCGAAAUUGCAACUCGUUGGGACUGCCGCUAUGUUUAUUGCGGCAAAAUAUGAGGAGAUUUAUCCACCUGAUGUAGGAGAAUUUGUAUAUAUCACAGAUGAUACAUAUACAAAGAUGCAGGUGAUCAAAAUGGAAAAUUUAAUACUAAGAGUUUUAUCGUUUGAUCUAACUGUACCGACGCAUUUCACAUUUAUUCAGGAUUAUUGUGUUAACAAUAAUUUUUCGGACAGAAUCAAAUUUUUGGCAAUGUAUCUUUGUGAGUUAUCAAUGCUCGAGGGAGAUCCGUAUCUGCAAUUUGUGCCCAGUCAUUUGGCUGCAUCCGCAUUAGCUCUUGCACGACAUACAUUGCAGGAAGAGAUCUGGCCCCACGAAUUGGAGCUGUCGACAGGUUAUAGUCUAAAGACUCUCAAGGAAUGUAUCGUAUAUUUGAACAAAACCUUCUACAAAGCUCCUACUAAUGAGCAACAAGCGAUACGAGAAAAAUAUAAAAAGAGCAAAUACGGUCAUGUGUCUUUGCUAUUGCCUCGUAGCACUGAAGCAGUAUCGGAUGAAGACGAAGAGGAGGAGAACGCUUAGUAAUGAAUAUUGUCAGACGGGCACAGAAUCAAGAGGAAAUUUCGGUUUCUGUGUAGAGAAAUUGUAAUAAAUAACGAACCUCCCGCGAGAAUAUCUCCUACAUGCAUCGGAAGUGAAGGAGGGGAUCAGGGCAAGACUGACCUACUAUUCCUACAAAGUAAAAGGAAAGUGUAUGGUUUAUUUCUCUGUUGUUGGAGCUAGUCUCGAUCUGGCGGUACGUUUUGCGAGAGUAGAAAGAACGUACCUGGCUCUCCUGCUUUCGCCGCAUGUCAAUAUUCGUCAUACGUAUAUCGGUCGCUCUUAAAUUGUGGUAUGUGACCACAUAAAAAUUUUAAAACUGUUUCGGAGCUUAGAUAUAGUCAUUUGCGCUAACAAACGAGAUGCCACACAAAAAAAUCACCAUUAUCUUAGAUAUUGUAUUUUUGUAUAAGCAUGUUUUAGAGGAUUUUGUUAAGACAAACAAAUGUCGUUUCUGCGAUACGAAAAUUCUGCCGUAAAGUAAAAUUGUCUCUAAAAUAAACAAAGUAAUUUUGUAUUUAUUAUCGUUUUAUGGUUAAAUACACGUCAAUUGCUAAUAAAAAUUACAUGUCGAUUAAUGAUAUAUUUAAAAAAAACGGCAAACUAUUCGAGAUGCUUAUUUCCGUGAAAUUGAAUGCAUACAUUUUGAUCGACUUUUCAGUCAUUGUACAGUUAUUUAUUUACAACACAUUCAUAGGUAUCGUAAAUUAAAUUUGUAAUUUGUCUUGUGUUAGGAAAAGUAAGAAAUCUCGUAUAUACAUAUAUGUGUGUGGUGUGUAUAUAUAUAUAUAUACAUAUAU
Molecule: messenger RNA, 2646 nt
Organism: Pseudomyrmex gracilis
Lineage: Eukaryota; Metazoa; Arthropoda; Insecta; Hymenoptera; Formicidae
Gene: CycA
Product: cyclin-A2
Exons: 6
Coding region: 305-1828 (507 amino acids)
Biological process (GO): regulation of cyclin-dependent protein serine/threonine kinase activity; mitotic cell cycle phase transition
Cellular component (GO): cytoplasm; nucleus; cyclin A2-CDK2 complex
Molecular function (GO): cyclin-dependent protein serine/threonine kinase regulator activity
Source: RefSeq, a predicted model, not a curated record